ACUCAUGGCAGACCACGCCCCCCCAUUCGCAUCCUGCGCUCAUCAACUGUACCGCCCGGGCCGUUUGCAUGCGAGACAGAGGCAGACUGCAGGCUCAUACAGACGAGUCCGAUUUAAAUUAAGCACCGGAUAACAGACAGCAAGUGUGCAUCCUUCGGCGAGGAAGGGAGGGAGGGAGGGAGGAGAGGGAGGCAACUAUUUAGUACCUUAGUGCCCUGGGUUAGGAGAGGGGGAGGAGGAGGAGCGGAGAAUGAGCUAUUCUUGUACCAGCAGAGGCAGCAGCCAGGACCCAUCGAGCGCUAAGAAGCCUGCCGGUAAUAAUCCGGCCAGAGACACCGGAGGCGCAGACAGCACCAGCAACGGCAGUCCGACGCAAACGGCGGCGAUGAAGGUGAAGAAGGGCUGCAACUCGGCCGACGUGGGAGUCCCGGUGACCACGGAGGAGGACCUGCUCGCGAGCGCGGUGAUCACUCCGGAGGAUGUGCUGGGUUUGCAGAAGAUCACAGAGAGUAAGUUGAGAGAGGAAAAAAAACACGCAGGUCAAUAAUCACAGCUGCUGGGUGAGUCAUGAUCGGCGUCAUUACCGUGUCCCCCCCCUGUUUAUGUAAUGUGUCCAGGCCCCAGUUUAACACAUGGUGAGGUGUCUGUCUGACAAGCCCCUCUUUCUGUGGGAGAUGUCCAAGUGUCUACACGUGCUUUUAAAGGCUCCUUUACAAGCAUGUUGGCAGCCCUGUGACCCGUGGAGAGGAGGUCACAGUCGGAUGGAGUUAUGAUGAGGUUCAGUCUAGCAAAGAAAACCAUGGAGUGUCUUCUUCUUUUCUCAUGAUCAGCCAAGAGAAGAGAGUUAGGUGUUGUUAUUGUCAUCCAAAAUUUAUAGAUAUCCUAAUUUAACGUAACUCAAUAACAAUGAAAUGUACAAUCUGCUAUCCGGUAGAACUGAUAUUUGUUUGUGGUUGCAAGUCUUCCUGGGGUCCAAAAACUUAAAAACACAAUACAAUUACAUUUCAACAAUUAAUUAGUAAUAAAUACAAUUACAAAUUCAAUUCAUGAUUCUUCACAAUAUUAAAACAUUAAAAUCACUCCAAAAUCUUUGCUUUUAUAGUUCAUUCAUUCAUACAGUUUUGUUUUAAAGUCCUUUUAAAAUAAAACCUACUGCUUAUUUGCUGUGUUGCUCCAAGGCAGAUGAGUCCACAUUUCCAAAGAUUUAAAUAACACUGUUCUCCUCAGAUAUUGGACAUUUACAUGACCAGAGCUAACCUGCCCAGUGAUAUUUACAAUGACUGCAGCAGGAUAAAGACACAAACCAACAGGAGAGAAAAGACUUAUAUGACAAAAACUUUCAGAAACAAUAUGAAAGUUUGAAAAUAAUCAAUAAAAGAUCCCUUUGUAAUCCAACUAAAGGUCAAAUUAAGUUUUUUUCCCCCUGAUAAUCCUCACUUCUGCGAUUAUUCUUUCCUUUUUUUGUGCAGUGAGAGUUUUUAAAGCUAUUGAAUAAUGUUAAAUCUACAAACUGUGUCAUAAAGUAACAGGCCAUAGUUUUAAUUUAACAAGUAACCAAAGCUGAAAAUUAAAGUGUGGAGGAAAGGAAUAGUAACAAACGUCAACACAUUAAAGCUGUCUGUCCUAUAGGAUUUGAGUCUUAGCCUGCAAAUCACGGCCUGCAGCUUAUUUUAAAAACACUUAAAGGUUUUUAGUGUUUAAAAUUGGAAAUAUUCUGCAUUACCAAGCAGUUAGAUCCCAAGUUAAAGUCCCUUGUUCACCCCUCUUUUUGGUGAAGUUCCGGAAGCGUUUGGGGGCAGAAAGCUACUGUGAGACAUGCGUUCUUCUAUUUCUCAAGUUUUUUACCACCAACAACCUCUUUUUCUUUGUCUUAUCGUUCAACUGCUAUAUUUUGCGCCACCACUCAUGAUAUCCAAAGAUGUGAAUGUCACUGAAAGGCACAUUUUAAGUGAACAAUAACAGAAUUAUUUUUCAUUUUCAGGUGAUUACACACCACUCACUGCACCUUUUGAUAUCAAAGAAAAUGUGAAAAUUGGGGAUCCAAUUUCAGAAAUUUUGUUUUGCUGUAGCUCUGAAGACAACACUGUAAUUUCCAUGUAUUUUGUGUGCUCAUCAAUGCACCGUUCAUUGUCUCUUAUAAAUCUUGUCAAGCCGAGGCGUAAACACUUGAAACACAAAUACAUGCUGCAUUUUCAGUCCUGAGAAAAAUCACUGGCUCUGCUUGUUUAUUAUGUGACAAUCAAUCAAGGUGCACUUUUAAAUAUGUUACAUGUCUAAAUCAAGCCUCUUAUAGAGAAAUACAAGGAGAGAUAGCCGCCAGUAUAAGCUCUUAUGUGCACAGGAACACCUACACCCAUCUCCACCUCAGCUCCCAAAGCAGUCGUUAGCUAACAGGUGGCCAGCAGGGCAUUUGACUAUUUAAAGGCCGGCAUAAUACCUCACUUACACAACACGGUUACAUUGGGCGUUAAAGGGUGUGGUUACAUGCAAACACCAUGCUGGAUUUUCUCGUAGCUAUUUUCGAAAGUGUUUGGUCACCUAAACUCACGUGGUGCUUUAUAUGAUGGUUGUGUACCUGUUAGGCUAACACGUGUGACUGUGCCACUGAAAUACAGUCACUGAUAGUGCUAUUCCUGUGUCAAAGACAUCUUUAUUCAAAUCCUACUCUUUCAGUUUUCUCCUUAUUGUUUUCAUUUGGCUGAAAAUACAGAAAGUUAUAAUAUAACUAAAAUAUACAAGGAAAAUUGAGAUGUUGCUUGUCUAGUUUAGCGUGAACUCUGAGGAUCUCUGAGGACAUCCUCUUCCGGCUCUCACUGUACAGUCUGCUGGUUCCUUUUAAUAGCCUUAAACUUGUCCUUUGUGAGGACAGCCGAUUAAAGGGAUAGUCUGGAAUUUUUUAAGUGGGUUUUCUAUUGGCUGCUUAUCGAUAUUAUGUGUGUGUCCAGUAUCUAACGUACACAGCCCCUGUUUAAGAUGAUGUCUGGAAAAACACUGAGGCAACUUAAAAAAAAUCUUUCACAUAAAAAAAAUCAUUUUGAGUCAGUUUUUAUCGCUUAUUUUUCUUAUUAGAUCACUUGAAUAUCUGACAGCCUUUACUUUUGGGACUGUUUCUAAUGAUACAAAUAUUCUGUAUCCCUCCACAUGCAUCUUACAGUUCAGGUGAGCAUUUGAUUAUUCUCUAUUUACAAAUAACCAGGAAGUCCUCUGGUAUUAUGUUUGUCAUCUUAAGUUGUAUAAAUCAGUUGUGUAUCUGUGUGCUUUUGUGUAAACGUUUCAGUCAGCAAAAGCUUGCAUAACACAAUUCAACAUGAUGGUACCCCAGUUCCUGUCUGUGGUAAUCUGACAACCAUGUACUUGUAUUUAAAUGUGUGUAAAAGCUCAUACAGUUCAAGGCCUCUGUCAGCCACAGGUCCUUCGUUUUGAUUGGCUAGAGAUUAGGUUAGAUUUCCCAGCAUCCUUGAAUGCAUUGGAAGUUGUUGACCUUAACUCUGUGCUACAAAAGAAGCGUUUUAAAAGUUGUUUUCUUUCAGAGGACCAAAGUAUAUUUUCUAUUUCAGCACCAUUAAUUGGAAGUCAUUCAUGAGGGAAUUGUUUUUUCCAGGCUAACAUGAGCAAGAGUAGAUUCUUGCUGCUGUUGAACUGAGACUCACCAGAAACAGAUGAAGAGGGGCUAGUCAAGGAUAUGUAAUAGACCAGCACAGAUUGGCAUUUUGUAGAAGAGACAACACAAAGUAGAAAAAGUAGAGCGCAAACUUUGUUAGUACUUUAAGUUUAUCUACAUGUGAAUUUAAGUUUGUUUGUUUUUGUCUGUAAAAGCGUUCAGCUAGUGAACUUACGAGUGAGUGAGUGAAUACGUGAGCAUCAUUGCUCGGCUGAACAGAAACAUGGUUUUAACUCUUGUCUCCCACGCUGGAGCUUAAUAUGGUCAAGGAAACCCUCACUUUUCUACCUCACAGCGUCAUCGCAGGAGGUAAAAGGAGGAGGCAUGCGUGAAUCACCACAGUAACGUGGAUGCACGCUUGAAUCACUACGGCAACGUGAAGCAUCUCUGGCUACAUGCAGCCAGGACUGCAUCUCUUCUCCCACACACUUCCUCCUUUAUUUUCCUCUUUUACCCUCCGUGUUUAACACAGCAGCUGUGUAGUUCCUCACACACAAACGGACAGAGGUACACUCACACUGGGGGGUCAAACAAAGCAGGUAACCUGCGCUCUCUCCUGAGAGCCCACUAAAGCCCUGCUGAUGUUUUGUGACUUGUCUCUUUCUGCUGCACAUUCUCAAGUGGCUGAAAUUGAUUCCUUUUUUAAGUGGCAUGAUAUAUAGCCAACAGUACCCAACACAUCCCUGACAGAAUCAACAACACCCCAGAGCCGAGCACUUCUUCCUUGUUUGGAGCACAGAUGUCUCAGAGGAGGGGAAACUUUCUGAGUAAAAUUGACUUUAAAGUUGCCAGGAAUCAUUUAGAGCUCCAUCUGGUAAUCAAAGCAAGCUGCAGAGCCUGAUGAAGAUUUGCAGAGACAGAGCGAGCCUUCUGCUCAAUCCACUGAUCUGAUACAAACUUAUGCUCUUAACUGAGUCUUAAUCUGUCGAGUCGCAGUGGGACUCAUUGCAGCUCUCGGUGACUGAAAGUCCUCUCUGCAAACACUCGUGUCUGCUGCUGACAGUCUGAAAAUCACAUUUCUGUUUCAUUUAGAGCAACAAUGACUUAAUCAGGUGAAUGACUAAUAAUGAGAGAGUGCUACAACCCUCAACAAACAGCUUUGAUUAUAAUUAUAAUGGUAUAAAAUACUAUUAAAUAAAUAAAUAAUAUUUCACAUAUAACAAAAAAUUGUGAUAAGAAGUAGAAGUGGUAACCUAUAGGGGUGGGAGAAAAAAAUGGAUACCGCAUAGUAUUGCGAUAUUUUACCAAGAAUCCAUUUUUCAAAUUAAUUGCUAAUUUAAAGUCAAAUCUAUGAUAAUGGAAAUAUAAAACCAACCGUUUGUCCAGUGAGGUUGGCAGAGGUGACGUCAUAGAGCAGGAGAAAGUUAGUGCAACAAAUAAGGUUUGUAAGAUGUGCUACAUGAAAAUAAAAUACAGCGUUAAUAAGACAAACAUAAAAGAAAGACAAAUGAUAAAUUAGCUAAAAUGUAAAAAACUGCAAUAAUCAUAAUCAUAAUAAUCAAUAAUCAUAUCAUGGCCCAAGUAACGUGACAAAAUUGUAUCGUGGGGCCACUGGUGAUUCCCACCCCUUAGUAACCUAUGUAUGAUAUAAAAUAUAGACAUGUUUAUAAAAGUGUCAAUCUAGAGGGUGAUACCUGCAUGUUGUGCAUGUUUGGUUUAUUGCAGGGAGGUCUUCUGCUGAUACAAGUUAACAUUAAGAACCUACAUGUACAGUAAAGAUAGACUGAUGAAAUGGUCGGUUGAUUAAUCAAGACGAUUUACGGCAUUUUGAGCUCAUCGUGAUCAUAUUAGGCGAUUCAUUGAGACAGAGUCUCAAAGAUUUCGUCGAAAUGAAAACACAUUUUCCUCAUCCCCCAUGACAGCAAAUCAAAUCUUACACAGUCACUGACUAGUUCAGUAUCGAUUCUGACAUAAAUAAUAAAUAAUAAUAAUAAUACAUUUUAUUUAAAAGCGCCUUUCUGAACACUCAAGGACACUGUACAGGGCAUAAAAACACAGUUAGAAACAUAUUUAAAAUAAAUAAAAACAACAUACAAGUGUGAAAAUAUCAGCUAUGUUCUAUAAUGAGCAUUCAAUAUUGGAUUUAUACAUCACUUCCUUUUUGCCAAGGGAUUUUUGUGUUUUUAUAAAUCACAUAAACUAACAAUAAUCAAUGUUAAUUACAAUAUCUUCACUUAAAAAAAAUAACCAAUAAUGCUCAUCAUGCCACACAUAAACAGGUCUGAUCGUAACUCUAAUUUGAAAAAGUGAGUUAGCUUAAUUUGAUUCAUUCUCACGCUGAAUUACAGCCUGAUUAAUAUCUGCUGAACAGCCACGUUUCAGAUUUUUAAGAUUAAAUGAAACCAUAAUCUCUCAGAUUUCCUGUUAUUGUUCACACGUUUUUUAAACAAAGACUGGGUCUAGUGGAACACAAAGUCAUGACAGAAGCAGAUGAUUUAUAGCGUGUGUGUUUCAGCGAAAGAGUAAGAUUGUAAGACACAGGUGCGAUCAUGUUGACGCUGGCAGCAUAUAGAAAACAUCCUUUUGUUUGUCAUCAUUAUUAUAAUGUUGUGAAUACAGGUCACUGUCUGUUUAUUAGGUGAUGACACCAUGCUGCAGACGACUUUUGAAAAUUGACCAUUAUUACCGCGUCAGUUUUACUUUCAGAUAUUGAUUAAUUAUGGAAAAAAAUUAUACCACAAAUAUCUCUUUGUUAUUUCUGAGUCAAGGGUGAGGUUUACAAGAUGUCUGAAGCAUCCACCUUUGUUCUCACUGCCACACCACACACAGAAAACAGCACAGUGUAUUUCUUAGUGGCUGUUGUAACAUCACAUCAUCUCAGCUGUGGUCACUCUUCUGUCCGUCUGAGAGAAAUCAACAUGCAUCUACUCACAUUCACUGCCAGUUCUGCUUGCUGAAGCAGUUUCACAGCUUUAACUGACAUUUCCUGAGUCUCAUCUUUAAAAGGACCAUGCUGUUUGUUCUUAUCGGCUUUUUUUCUUUGUGACAGACAGAGCUACAAACCACACUGUGUGAAAACUAUAAGGUCGCCGGUGUGACGGGAAAAUAACCCCAUGAUGAUCUGUGAGAAUCAACAGUUUGACAAACCACAACGUGUGUUAAGCAUGAAGAGCUCAUAUAACCCACUCAGGCCCACAGUGUUGUCGGUGAAGAUCAGAUACAGCCUGCAUUGAGAAGUUAAAAAGAGUGUCAGAUGAUUCAAAAAAGGCCUCCUUCAUUUGUUGACCACAUAAAUGUCCGACUCCUUUUUUCUCUUCUUUGUCUGUGAAGCUGUUUGUCGGUGUCUAAAGGGUGUCGGAUGCAUCCUGACCGUGUUGUCUCAGGUUGUCCCUCUUCCCUUUUUUCCAUAUCUGGUAUUUUUGAUCCUGAGUCUGAAUCUAUAACCAUUUCUGUCUUAGCUCUGUUGCCAUGACGCUGUGGUCAUCAGCAGACAAAUUCAGGUCAGUAAGGCAGCGAAGGAUGCGCCAUCCUCUCUGCGUGCUCUCAAACUUAAUCACAGAGUGUUUAGAGGAGGAAAUUAUUUCAGAGUCGGUUUUCUGUUGAUCUGAAGAGGAGAAAAAAGAGUACCAAUGUGCUGUUAUUUAACACAUGAGUUUUAAAUAACAGUGUAUUGUUUAUCCUAUGUUAAAACGAGCACAUAACACACCUAACCUAACGACAGAUUAUUUAUUUCACUGAAGACCUAAAUGUAGACAAAUUACAACCGAUCCCAAUGGGCAGAAAACCUUUGUGGUUUCAGACUUAGAAAGUCAAAACUUUACACUAAAUUUUCUCCCAAUGAAUGAAAGUUGUUUCAGGUUUUCAAAACUCCGUAUUUUUCCACUGUUUAAUUGGUAAAACACACUGAAAUGGGAUUUUCUUGGCUGUUGGACUUCUUAUCAGUCUGCGAUUCUACAGUUCAUGAUUGAUAAUCGAUCUGAUUAAGGGUAGGAAUCAAAGUUAAGGAAGCUCUUUGAAUGUGAACCAGUUCAUUUAGUUCAUUCUCAACUCAACUCAACUCAACUUUAUUUGUUAAGCACUUUAAAACAACCACAGCUGUACAAAGUGCUGUACAUAACUAGACAAAACAACAAGAUAAAAAACAAUCAAAAAACAAUUAAAAUAAUGGAUAAAAUAAAAGCAGAAUUAAAAGUAUAGUUUCAAUGUUUUUAAAAACUAAUUUAAAAACAUAGAAACAAACAACUAAAAACAAACCAUAAAACACUAAAACAGGAUUCUGUGAUAGCUGAACUUUGAGCUGGCUAUCUUUUAGUGUGACUUACACUGAUAAAAUAUGUCCUUGUGGUUUUUAGCAGCUGGAAACAGAGCUAGUUUGAACCACAGACAGAGGAUGAGAUUGAAAUCCAAAAGCGAGACAAAAAGAAAGCUGUCAGAAGCUACAGUUUUUCUACUUACCUCAGAUACAAAGAGACAUUGUCAAACAUCAUGAAAAUUCCCAUCAGUGUUUGAACAACUUCACACUGGAUCUUUAACCCAGAAUUUGUCAACUAUGACAGAUUAAUUUGUGUCAGUCGGGGUAUUAAGGGACCUAAAAUGAUGAGAAAAUUAGACUUUUUUUCAACAUCAUGUCACUGAAAAGCAGAGUAGUGUGAAGAAGGUAUAAGGUGAGGUUAGAUGGCUUUGUCAGAGUCCAAACCAAGACCAAGAUUAGGACAGCCGGCCUGUACGAGCACUGUUUACAAGUUAAUUUGCAAGAUUGGAACAAAUAAUGUGGGUUUAAUAUAUUUGAAUUAAAGAUAUUUAGAUAUGAGAGACAAACACUGAUAUUGUCAUGCAGCAAAUUUUUCAAUAUGUUUAUCCAAAAACAUCUCUAUAUAUUGGCGUCUUGUGGCGAGCAAUGCAAGGAAGAAAAAAUAAAAAGUGAAUUAGAGAUUACGUCAUCACAGAGGAUCUCCAUGAGUCCUCUUACAUCUUGAAACUGAGAGUUGGGUCACAUUUUGAUGAAAGAAUUGUCGCGUUACGACCCCACCUCACCCCUGCUGCUGUAAAUCCUCCCCUUCGCCGAUUAGUUGGAUUUGCCUUCAUACAUUAAACUAAACUGGAUUAGUUCUCCUGAGCCAUGUUGACUUAGGUCCCUUUGUCUGCCAAGUUUUCAAAAUAAAAGAAUAAAAGAUAAAGUGUGAACAGAGGGAGUUUGAGGACUCUGCUCUGUAACGAGACAGUCUCAUCUGUUUACUUGUCCACCUUCACUUCAAUCCGACCUUUUACCUGAGCCCUGAAUCACAGCUGUUGGGUGAUCAGGAGAGCAGGUGACAAAGUGUGUGGUUUCUAUGCCAACAGGACAGAGGGUUCAACGCCAGGGAAGAAGUGGAGGUCAAGCGGUACAGGAGCGACAGCAGAGAUGUACUCUCUGACCUGAAGGGAAGCUUACGGCACUUGAAAGAUAAAUGGAGUCGGUCAUGUCAAGCCAGGUUGACAGAAAUAACCGACAGCUGAAUCACGCCUGACAGAGGUGUGUUAAUCACUUUACUAGGAAAACAUUAAUCGCCAUCUUUUUGCUCAGAACCUUAAAUCUCUUACUUUGUGAUGUUUUCAACCAAGUCCUUAAUUUAAGUUUAUUUAAGUUUAUUUCUGUGGCCCAUCAGAACUUUUAUCUCUCAUGUCUGGUCAAGGCAUCCCCACACUUUCUGCACAGUAAGCUUUUCAGAUUGAGACCUGUUCAUUAUUAUCAGAUGUUUCCAGCAUGCAUGUUGUCUAAAGAGGCUUCUAAUAUAGUUUUAUUUGAUAUUUGUAAUGUCAAACCGCCCUCUGUAGAGUCUUCUGGAUCUGUCCCUGCAAUCCGUUAUCUGGGUGAGCUGCUAAAAGAAGCCCAGAGCUGUUUAUUUUGGGUGAAUCUAGGUCAUAUGGUACAGUAUUUGCCGGACUGUGGACUGUAGAGUCUGAUUUAUUACAGACCUUAGCAGGAAUGAGGGAUGUCAGCUGAAAGACGACACAAACAAAACACGUGAAGUGGUAAAAUCCAUCUCUCUCCUGUUCUGUCAUCGCUACUCUGCUGUCGUUUUGGUGCUACGGUUGACAUCGAGUUACCUUAUUUGUCGUAUUGAAGACGUAUCUUUCUAGAGGUUGUUGUGAUAUUAAGGCAAAAAAGCCAUCAUCACAAAUACCCGUCUUCCUCUCGCACAGUCAACCCUUCUUCAAACUUGUGGUACAGUUGGGCUUUGCGAAGAUGAGCACCCCCAGAGUGUUGUGUAUCAAAGAGAAAGACAGACCUACUUACCUAGAUAUCAUCCGGAUUUGAGCACAAACUGAAAAUAAUGAAGCCUCACCAGUCGGAUGCUUUAAAGUGUGAACUCACAAACUGCAGCUCUAAUUUAGUCUGUGUUUAGGAAGACUGAAUUGAUAAUGUCUCAAUCAAUUAAAACUUCUCGAGAGAGAGAGACAUGAACCGAAGCCAAAACACAAACUGCAGUUCGAGAAAAGACACUCAAACUGUUGUUCUGAUUUGCAGUCGUGGUAGUCUGCGUCUCCUUGAAUAGUAUCAUAGGCAUGUAUAAGAAACAUCAGAAGAGAGACGAAUGCAUUUAAUUCCGUCUGUAACAAGAAUCAAUCCUGGAUGCCUGCUCUACUGAUGAAGCCAAAAGUGCCUCUGACACUGAUAUGAUACAUCAGCAUUUAUCCACUCCAGUGAACAAAAAAUGCUCAUAGUUGCCAGGUUACCUUUUGCACAAACAAGCAAAAAAUGGAGACGGACCGGCAACUGGUGACAGAAAGCAAAAAUAGAAACUAGACAAUUAGGGUUUGGGCGGAGGAUUGCAGGGUGACGCAGACGCACAUGUAUGCAGCGCUCACAAAGUCAACGCUGGAGUAUAAACAAGCUGUAGGUAUUACACUGAACACAAGCCCUGUAGUAAUGUUCAUGCUGUCAUCACAUGAUUAUAAUUUACCCUUAAAAUGUGUUCAUGUUGUGAUUGGGUACCUUGUUUAGGUUGUAAUUUAGACAAAAGUCUAAAUUAAGUGAAAUAUUGAUAAUAUUGAUAAUAAUAUUCAGCUUUACCUGAGGGGGUCAGAAUCAGUGGCGGCUGCUGGUCUUUCAAGGAGGGGAAGCUCAUUUUUCUGGCCUACAUCAUAAUUGUAUUUGUUUAUUAGUAUGUAACAGAACAGAGUCGCCAAACACAACGGCAGUCGUUUUUAACAAAGACAAAAGUCGAUGAGGAUCGGUAAAGUCUCUGGAGCAGUUAAGAACAACGGAAUGAAUGACUUGGAAAAUGCUCUGGUAGAUGUUUUAUUCUUCAAGAUCGCUGAUUCGCUUAUUUAGCUGUCAAUCAAAAAAGGAUUUCGCCUCAGACAGCUCAUCCAAUCAUGAAUGCAGAAGCUUGGAGUCCGGGAGCAAGUCGGGACCGCCCUCUCGCCAUAGAACUCCAGUGAAGCUUAGCUUCCAUUGGGCGGGACAAAGCCCAGCAUUUAUCCAAUGAGCGUCUAGUUUCGCUGCUGGAACAACCCACUUUUAGCUUCCACAUUGAAGUCAGCAGAAGCCCAGCGUCCGACUGUUUGAAGCGCUGAGGCGCUGCGAGGAUGAAUGAGAACGAAGUUAUGCCGGUUACCUGUGAUUAUCAGCUUCUUAUCACAGUGUCUGAACAAAAGUUGAAGGCUUUCUAGUACGUAUUUAGUUAAUGAAUGUACACACAGCAGUACGUAUUUCACCACUUUUUCUUUUUUUUGGGGGGUGACAUUUUAAGGGAAGCUAAGCUUCCCUUGCAGUCUUAGAGCAAUCGCCACUGGUCAGAAUCUACAAUACACACUUUGAUCUCUCUCUCUCUCUCUCUCUCUCUCUCUCUCUCUCUCUCUCACACACACACACACACACACACUAAUAAAGAAAGCUCGUUCCGUCUGGGUGUUUAGAGUCACAGAGGGAGAUCUGACAGUGAUAAACUGGAGUCUGUGGCUUAUUAGCAUCUGGCAGCUAGUGAAGCUCAGCUGUUCAUGUGUGUAUGUGUGUUUCUCCGUGUGCUUGUGUUUAUCCUGGGGUAACAGACUGGGAGUGAAAUUUACUACGAGCACCUCAGGUUUUGUGAGGCAAAGCAAUCAUACACACACACACACACACACACCAAACUCUCUGAAUUAUGCUCAUUGUCCUCAUGGGACUUUAUGGGCUCUGAGGUUAGCGCAAGGUUAGCAAAAUGACACAGACAGCACCAGCUGUGGUCCAGGAUGUUGUACAUACACACACAAACACUCUUGUGCAGAAUAGUAAUUUAUCUUCACAUGUUGUGGAGGCUGAGUGAGUUUGUGUUUUUUAUUGUUCAUCUCCUUCAUGUGUGUUUCGUGUGAGUGAGGCGGUAAAUGGAGCAGGUUAUGCAAAGCUGAUGUGUUUCAAAGACACGACCUCAGCAUCCAGACUGACAGAGGAGCAGAAGCAUCACAGUGUUACAAUGAAUCAGAUCAUCUGUGUCAGGCACACACCUCUUACAGUAAACAGAGUUGACACCGCGCUGUGACUUUAGGGUACGGCUCUACUUCUGGGGAUGCUCCAUGAAUAUAUUAAAUCAAAAAUAACAUGCAGAGAGGAGUAUAAAUAAUCCUCAAGGGAGGGGAUUAAAGUGAAACUAGAAACACCGUUCAGGAAGCAAAAAGGCAACACGACCAUGAGGAAGUGACUCCACACACUUCUACACAAAAUGCUCCUGACCUACAUUUUAUUCAUGCCUCACUUUUUUUUUAAUGAAAGACGGUAAACUGAAUUCAAUCACCAGAACAGAAACUCUAGUGAGCAUUUUGGUAUCAUAGAAAUAAGGUUAUAGAACCACUAAUAAAUAAAGUAUCAUGUUUUUGCAGAGUGAAAUAAUCAAAACUACACUUGUAAAUCAUAGACUGUAUAGACUAUGGACAACUUGGUUCUGCCUCCCACCAGUACACGGAUUUGAAGCCAAAAAGCUCUCGGUAAUUCUGCGUUUUUUCUCCACUUCCUGAAACCAAUAUUGCGCUGUAGCGUUGUGUGCAUUUGGCGGGAGAGUCGCAGAGAGUCCCUGUGUUGACGCUCGGCUUAAACAGCGUUUCCCCCCGGGUGAGCUGCACAAUCUUCGUACGCCCAUAGGCUGUAUCAGGUGUCAAUCAUAGAAAACAUGAACCCACUAAUAACUUUUAAAAACGGAGCUGCACAGAAAAAAGAGGACUUGAGGCGGGAUUUAUGACCUAUACUGCAGCCCGUCACCAGGGGGUGCUGUUCUCAAGGUGGCUUCACCCAGACGGCGUCCAUUCUAUAUACAGUCUAUGUUGUAAAUAAAUAAGCAUGAUUGGAAUUGAAUUUUAUCUCUAAAUGUAACCCAUCUGCUAACAGAGGUAGGCUUUAGGACUUAUACUACAGUCAGCCAGCAGGGGGAGCAUCACAGUUUUUUAUAUUUUCCUUUUAAACACAGUAUGAGCGAUUAAAUGACCCCCCUGUGUCGAGUUAAACGUCCAUGUCUUGAUUUUUUUCCCCCUGUCGCCUCUGAGCUGACAGAUGUGGUUGGCAUCCUGUCAGCAGACGCGGCGGACAAAUAUUCCAGAGACGCAGAAGCACAUGCCAACACAUCAUCAGAUUUACAAACAUCAAAUGAGAUGGAAAACUCAGAGAUAAUGUUAUGACAUGAUCUGUAAUUACACACCUUUUCUGACUCCCUGUCUCUCCUCCUGGCUGCUCAGACCUGCUGUGAUUCAUGUUUAAACCCCUGAGACGUGUUACCCAGAUUGAUAUCUGACUUUCGUUUUCAUCCUGUGAGAUCUCACACGACAAAAGAGGGAUGUUGUAUUUACACCUGCUGGCUAUUGGUAUCAUCAGAUCAGUCAGGAAACAGGAAGUGUCUGCUGCGCUGGGGAACGCUAAUAAGCAGUGGCACAGCCUGGAGAGGGCAGGAAGGAUUAGAGGAAUAAAAAUAACUCUUUCUAACUGUGUGCAUGUGCGUAUGUGUGUGUGUGUGAUUCAAUGACUUCUUUAACAUGGUUUUUCACUCACUGUUAGGUCUAAUAUUUACUUCAUCUGUUUUGAGAUUAGAUCCAAACUAUUAUCCAAUUUUUUUUACUACUGCAGAACUGUUGAAGGUUAACUUUAGGUGUGUAUUUUUGCUUUAAAUGAUCUAAAUUGUCACCUAUGCUUUUGAUUUUUAGUAUUUUUAUUGUUGUGUUAUUUUAUUACUGUAGGCUGACAAUAAACUGUGUAAUAAGUUGUAGUGCAGUCACCCUCCACUGGUGGGGGCUGUAACUCUGUUUGAUGACGAGUACCAGACCAAUGUGGACCCAGACAUGUGAGGUUUAAUAUCCACAUGUUAGGAACCAAAGGCUGCUGUUAAAUACAUCAAACCAUUUUACAGCUUUUUGACUACAGAUCAUUCCUGCUCAAAGAAUAGAGUCAAUCGAAGUUAUUAUUUUCCCCCUUUUUUAAACCAACUUUAAUAACCAACCGCUAUUUGUUUUCUGCUCUACGUUCAGGGAUUGAAUUUCUAUGCAAAUGUAAUUUUCAAAAAAAUAGAAACUAUCUUAGAAGCUGAGAAAAAGUAUUAAAUAUGAGAUCAAAUACAGGUAUGUGGAUUUCCUCUAAAAGAUGGGGUUUGUUUUUCGUUUGUGUCUCUGGCAUUUUCACAUUCAUGGUUAAAAUCAGACCUGUGUUUUACAGUUUUUCUCAGUCGCUUUGGUACAUUUCUCGAAUCAUCCUCGACAUUUGCAAAACAGUAAGUCCUUUUCUCAAAACAAUUUGUACAAACAGCAAAAUACCAUGGAUUACCUGCAAAAGCCAGUCUCUUGCUCAAAAUCCUUAGUACAUCUCUCAAAAGUAAAUAUCUGUGUUAAUGAACAUGUCAGUGCCAUCAGAAUGACAAGUCCUUGUGUCAUUGUGUAUGGAUAAGACAGUCAAAUUGCUUAGUCAUGUUGUCAAUAUAACAGUGUACUCUGGAGGGAUGUUCUGAUGUAAACUAUGGCUAAAGUUUUGAUGACAAUCAUUGUAAAUUGUAAGUUACACCUCAGUGUAUGUGGGAGAUUGAUUGCAAGAGACUGUAAUUUGAUGACAGACCAUGUCAUUGCGAUACAGAAAAGAAAAAGACAGCACUGCAGAGCACAAUAAAAAAAAACAAAAAAACAAAAGUAGAAAUGUGAACAUACGACAAUUUCCUUAGGGAAAACUGGAAAUGCAGUGCUGUAGGAAUUACAGUACAGUCUUCCUACACCUCCUGAUGUUCCUGUCUGUUGGGCCACAAAUUCUUAUCCACAAAAUGUCACUCAUCCAAAAUGUCACUGUAUAUAGUAUACUUACUGUAUAUUGUAAAAUGAAAGUCGAAUACUGCAAUAUUGUAUGAAGCAUUACAGAAAGUAUACAGUAUUACAGUACAGUGCCUAUUGUUAGAAUACAUACCUGUUCUGUCAACGAAAAGUCUGAAUGAUUGAGGACACAGUUGUUCUCCCAACAUUUGGCUGCACCCUUUGGCCAGCCUCAGCCAUUGUAAGCCCAUGAUUGAGAACGUGGUCUACAAGUGUAGCUCUUAUCUCAUCAGGAAUGCACAUUUGUCCUCUGCCUCUUCUGCCUCUUUCUCUGUUUUGCCUCCCAACUCCUCCGCCACGCAGCCUCACUCCUCUUCCUCUUCUUCUCUCUGGCUGUUGACCCCAUCCAAUUCCUUGUCCUUCCAUUGUCAGACAUUGUAACAUUGUGUUGUGCUCCGGCAAUAUAUAUACUUGCCAGUUGAUGGUUCAUGAGAUGCACCUUUGAGCUAUUUCAGAAAAGUGGUUGAUCAUUGGUUGAUCUAAUGCUUCACACAUUUCCCAUCGUUAGAGAAAGUCAAGAUUCACCUGGGAGCAAUUUACCAAUUCAGGACAGAUUCAGAAACGUCUGAUGGAAAUGUAUAGAAAUAUGCUUGACAUAUUAUGACAGCUUGUUCAACCAUUUUGCAUGUAAAGACAAUGAACUAAUGCCUAAAUGUUGAGGGAGGUGAGACUAUUCAACAGAGACCCAUUAUAAAACAUUUUGAUCAACAUGAUAUAAGCAAUUGAUAAUGUAGAAAACAGCAGAAAAUUGUACAUAAUCAAUUGCAUGGAUGUACCAAAGCAUUUGCAAGUUGUUCAAAGAAAUGAGAAACUGCUUUUUUGAUGUGCACAAGUGGCACAAUGAUGUGAAGAUUGAACACGUAGUUUUGAGAAUUUCAAUUCUGAUCUGAGAAAUGUACCAAAGCGACUGAGAAAAACUGUAAAGCUGAAGAGUGCAAACCUUAAAAAACUAGUUGUAUUGUUUUUCUAUGUCCUAUUGGCCAGUGUGUGAAAUAACAAGACCGCCUGAUGGAUUUACAGCUAAAUUAAUCAAUGAGCUCAGGAAACUCCAGAUUUUAAAAAGUCUCCAAAAUAUUGGGGUCUUUUAUCUGUUCCUCUCAGUCAUACUUCCUGACAUUUUGAUCAGGUCAUGAAUUUAUUUGCUCAUGAAAUUAGUGCCUCGUUUAACUACUUUGUAUCUAAUCUGUGACUCUCCUCUCUGUUUCUCUCUCUCUCAGAUUAUCUGUGCAGCCCAGAAGAGAACGUUUACAGCAUUGACUUCACCAGGUUUAAGAUUAGAGACAUGGAGACAGGCACUGUGCUUUUUGAGAUCACCAAACCUCCAUCUACAGGCGAGUCACAGCACUGCUUCACAGAUGUAAUUCAUUCAUCCUUUACAGACUUUAAAAAAACAAGAUACAAGGAAGUGGAACACACACACACUGAACACAUCCAUAAACCUGAAGAAACAGUGAUACUCUGUUACUCUGAUGUUUGAAACUAUAGAUUUUCUUGUCUUGCAAGUGACGUGUUUUCGAUUAUGAACCAGUUUCUUAUUCAGUCUACCUCAGGAUUUUCAUGUCUAAAAAUGUUAAAACUGUUUAUUUUGUUUUUCUUUACACAAACUUAUUCCCACCUUAGACAAAGCCGGUGAGAGGAGAGAUAUUGACCCGAACGCUGGCAGAUUCGUCCGGUACCAGUUCACCCCUGCUUUUCUCAGACUUCGGCAAGUUGGAGCUACGUAAGUGUGAACAUCUGUGAAACCUGAUUUUCUAAUCUGCUCGAUAUCUAUCCAACUCACAGUUUCUCUACUCUGUUGUCUGUGUGCUUUGACCCUUCAGGGUGGAGUUUACAGUUGGAGACAUGCCGAUUGACAACUUCAGGAUGAUCGAGAGGCAUUAUUUCAGGGAGAAGCUGCUCAAGAGCUUUGACUUUGAGUUUGGCUUUUGCAUGCCCAGCAGCAAGAACACCUGUGAACACAUCUAUGAAUUCCCCCCUCUGUCAGAGGACAGCAGUAAGUAAAACUAUGUGGAUGUGCUGUGUUUCUGCUCGCCGAUCAACUUCUGCUUUCCUCGAAUUUUCACAUUCGACCUUUUCACUACGACAAAACAAUAACUGCUCAUUAAUACCUGCUGGAAGUGCAAACGUGUAUUUCAGACAUGAAUUCAUAACUGUCUGUUGAAUAAAAUACAAAAGAAAAGAAAAGAAAUGACUAGAUGAGGUCAAAUAGAUAAAAAUAGAAUAGAAAAGAAUAGAGAGGGAAAGAGAAGAAGAGAAUAAAAGAGAAUAGAGUCAAAUAGAAUCAAUAAUAAUAAUAGAAUAUAACUGAAGAGAGCAGAGUAGAAUAGAGAGGAGUAAAAUAAAAUUGAAAAUAGAAUCGAACAGUCUAGAAUAGAAUACAAUAGAAUCAAAUAAAAUAGAAUAGAGUAGAAUAGAAUAGAAUAAAAUAAACUAAUACAGAGUAGAAUAUAAUAGAGUAGAAUAAAAUAAAAUAUAAUGGAGUAGAAUAGAAUAAAAUAAACUAAUACAGAGUAGAAUAUAAUAGAGUAGAAUACAAUAGAAUACAAUAGAAUUGAAUAGAGUAGAAUACAAUAAAAUACAAUAGAAUCAAAUAAAAUAGAAUAGAGUAGAGUAGAAUAGGAAAAGCCAGAGUUGAAUAGAAUAAAAUGGAGUAAAAUAAAAUUGAUGAGAAUAGAAUAGAAUUGGACGGUAAAGAAGAAUAGAAGAGGACAGAGUAGAAUAGAAAAGAAUAGAAAAACUAAAUGACGACAGUGUUUCUUCACUUUUCACUCGUAGUGUAGUCAUGUAGGUCACAGAAAGGAUGUCCUCUUUUUUUAACGGCGGGCUCUGUCAGAGUGCCAAACAGUUGGCUUUGGUUCUUUAAAGCAUGGAUCAUUUUUAGACGAUGAUUGUAAUUAGAUUCAAAAUAAUUAUGAUGGGACUUUUUAGUUACAAAACUGAUACUUUGGCUUUGGGAAUUAUUCAACUAGUAGUGAUGGUGGGAUGUGAUGUUUGGGUUUAUGUCUCAAUGCAUGGAAAUGGCAAAGAUGAUAUCCAAAGUAAAUUAUCCGAACUUUAUAAAAUAAGAUGUUACUGUUAUCCUCAGAGUCCACAUCUCUCUGAUGUUUUCAUGACUUAAAUGAUGUUUUGACUUAAAUGGAGACUUUUUAAGGCAUUGAAUUGAUGGGGUUAGUAACCAGCUCCCUGACAACAGUGGUAUCUUCUGUCUUCUCACAGUAAGAGAGAUGAUCCUGCACCCAUAUGAGACGCAGUCUGACAGCUUCUACUUUGUGGACAAUAAGCUGGUGAUGCACAACAAGGCAGACUACUCGUACAAUGGCGGGACGUAGAGACAUCACGCUGGCAUGGAGGAUGAAGGAUGUGAGGACUGAUCAGAGGGACAAUUAGAGGACACUGUCGGGGUUAACUUCUUUCAGCCCAGAGGUCUUUCUCUCUCUCUCUCUCUCCUGUUAUUUUUCUUUCUCUCUAUCUUCCUCUCUUUUCUCUAGAUGGGAGAAUGCUGACCAAGAAACGUCCUCGCAGUUGCGAUCUAUGCGUGUGACUGCGUGUGCAAGCAUGGACAAGUUAAAGAAAGCCAGAAAGAAAACAUGCCACACAAUCAACACACGCAUAGAUGAGUUUACAGCUCAGUGUGCAUCUGUAACAAAGUGAUUUUGCAACAUGAUAAACCAGCAAGUGAACAACUUCUUAGGAAAUACAAGAUGGUUUUUGCUCUCUAGCCACAUCAUGUAGUGAAAAAAGUACAAAACUCUGUAUCUUCAAAUAUAGAUAGAAGUUAUUUUCUCAUUCAUGUUCAUGUUAAGAUUUAGGAACAAAUCUUGCAUCUGGAAACGUUUGUUUUUAGGAUUUAAAUGACCGGUUUGAUUAUGUUAUUUUUCAGAUUCAGUGAGCAUGUGUGUGUGUGUGUAUGUGUGUGUAUGCAUACUUUUUAUGAUUGUGUCUGAGAGUCUGUAAGUAUGUUAGUAGCAUGACUACUGGUCUGGUAUAAAUAUAUUGAUCUAAGAGUCAAUAAUGUCGUCAUCUGGUCAAUUAGAUUUAGACCUUUUAGUGCAUUCUUUCCACAAUAGGAAGUAGUUUUGAAUUUAUCAGGGCUAUUUCCUGCUUCCCUCUCCUUGUGUUUCUUAUUCUGUCUCCAGUUGUGUGAUCUGUACAAACUGUAGGCUGUAUGUGAUUGUUAAACAUAACCACAAGGGGGCCGUAGAGUGAGAAGCUCAAACGCUGCUAUGUUAGCUCAUUUAGAAAUAUCAGGAAACCAAAAAAAAAGUGAGGAUUUCAUGUCCUCCUGAUUGAUCAGCACCUGAAAAUAAGAUAAAAGGGGAAAAUAACCACAACGUUUUGAUUGACAAGCAACUCAAAUACAAUUUAUAAUGAAAAUAUGGACAUCAGGCAAUUUUUCGAGGUAAAUCAUCAAACUACGUGUCCUGAAGCUACCUGAAGCUAAGUUUUACAGCUGCUUUUAUAACACCACCAUUGAAAGCUGUAUAAACCGUAAGCUAUUAAAAAGUGAGGUUCCUUUAGUUGUGGUCCGAUGGUUGCUAAAAUACAGUCAGAUGUUCCUCCUAAACUUGAUGAUUUAUUUUCACUUUAGCUGCUGAUCAGUUAAGAGGCAGUGAAAUAAAAACCUCAGUUUGAUAUUAAAACAGCUUCUGAGUAUCCACCUUGAAAACGAUGAGCUAUCUCUGUUCAAAGCACAAAACAUCUAUUGAACCCUCACAAAGAAAGCUUGUAAAAGAGAUCUGAUAUAACCCAGAGCGUACUUUAUCAUCCGUGAACUCAUCCAGCCUCAUGUGGCUUUUUCGAGUGAUAAAGAAGCUGUUGAAAAGUUGUGAUUUGUGUGUCCAAAUUUGAGUUUUUCUGUCUAGGAACUCUUUACGGGAAACGUGGAUUUGUAAAUGUUGAUAUUUUUCCGUCUGAGCUGUGUUGUAAAAGAGGGAGGUUUGGAGAAUGUAGUCCCUGAAAUCUAGCUCUUUUUCAUCUCUGUUUUCUGUUUCUGCAGCAGCCCUAAUCGUGUCUUUCUGUUACCUGUUCCUGCCUCUCGUACUGUUUUCAAGUAUCAUUUUCAUUCUGACACAUUCCAGUGAAUUUGGACCUGAGUGCGGUGAUCUCUGGUUAUUCGAGGGCAUUUAUUUCACAGAUCACACAGCGAUUAGUCGUUGAACUGCUUUCAGACGCCUCUAAACUGUAAUAUGCACACUGAACUGUCCUCCACCUGUGCUGAAACACAGCCUGAUUCAAGUCGUAUCAAACGGUUUUCAUUACAUUUACCACCUGAUUGAACGCACUUAAAAGCCAGAUUCACAUUUUUUUCCAAAACUGCAGUAAACUUCACCCUUCUGUUACAGCAGGUUUAUUCAAAGGCUAAAAAUUUGCCAAUACUUGUUGAACCUGGUUUGUGAAAAGUUGCAGCCAGAGGAAAAGGAAACGUCUUUCUAAAAUUCUCCUGUUGUGAGUUUGCAAAAAAAAAAACAAGGUGGAAAAGAAAUGUGGACAACUCAAAGUUGUAACCAGGAGGGGACUCAGAUUGACUUGAAUGUUAUGUCGAGGUCUAGUAUAGAUUUAUUUAAUAUGAUUGUGUCUCAUGUACAAAUAUUUUGAACUAAUGUGAAGUUUUUAAAUGUUGGUGUGACUGAACAGAAGUAAAAUAAAUCAAAGAUUUAUGGGACUUUUUGAAAUAUAACAGGCCCUCAGUGUUUGUGUUAUGAAGUACACAAUGUGAUAUUUGUUUGGAAUAAAAAAGACUUUGCACCGUAGAUAUACAACGUGAAAAAAAAAUCACUCACUCAGUUGGAAUUUCAUCUUUUGCUUUUUCACUUUAUUUAAGCUGUCCUAAGCACAUCAGAAAAACAACCUCAGCUGCGAUAAUUUUGUGUUGGCAGCCUCUUAUCUCAAAGUUAUCCAUCAACCAAACUUUUUAUCUCUUCAUACUGAACAAAAUGUGAGUAACACCUUCCUGAUAUUGAUUUGUGCGCCCCCUUUUGUUUUUAUUUCCUCAUUGCUAAAGACAUUUUGCAGAGUCACCUGCACUUAUUCCUGCAUCUACUCAAGUGGGCCUCAUUUUUCAUAACGUGCCUGCUGUCUCACCGAGACCUACACGAGACAAAAUGUGCCAGUCUCAUGUCUGUACGUUAAUUGUUAAAUUGGCGCUGGUUGAUGAUUACCUGAGUGUAGCAUAAAGAUAAAAACAGGAUCAAAGCUGGCCUUGCAUUGUCAUAAGGUAAAGAUUUGCCAACAAGCACUUUUCAUGCCCACUCUUUUACGAGUUUGAUCGAUCCAGGGUGCUAAAAAGGUUUAAUCAGAGGACGAUGUCCAGGAGGCCACUACACAAGAACUAAUCAAGUACAAAAUCAAUGAACAUUUUUAAUUUCAGUUACUGUUUGGCUUGAAAAAAAAGACAUAAUCUUAAUCUGACAUGUACAGAUCCUGUUUUCUUUCUUUGACGUGUGUCAUCUGACUUUAAGACGGAGUUCGCCUGUCUGUCAGCAAAGUGAACCAGCUGUUCGAUGUUUUAAACUGGAUGUUCGAUACGGAUUGAAAUCGAUACUGAUGUCUCGUCUUGACCUUGAAGAGUAAAAGAGACCAUCAGAAACAGGACUGACAAUUUUUAGCAGCUUUUGAGAGAGUGUUAUUCAUCUGAAAAAUAAAUAGAAAUAAUUCAAAAUGUCCACUAUUCCUGUUUCAUAUUGGGAAACUAUAACCAAAUGUAAGUUUAAAAUAUCAAAUUUUGCAAACAACCACAACUUUGACAUUUACGGGAUGUGAUAUAAAAGAUAUGACAUAUAAAGUCAGUGCUUGUCCAUCAUAAAAACAGCUUCAAAAAUACAGAUAAACAACAACAACAAGAACACAACAGAAAGACUUAGUUAAUAAGUUAAAUUAACAAACACCAUUCAUUCAUUUUCUGCUCAUUUAAAUGCUAUGUGUUUACAUCAUGUGGUAUUAGUAGUCAUUACAUCAAAGUGUACUGCAUAUUUACAUAUUAAUACAAUUAAAAGAUUAAAUUAUAUUCAGGGGAUCUGACCUCAUAAACACAGUUUUUUUUGUUCUAUCAUUAGAGAUGGAAAUAUCGAACUCUAACAGAGAUUUCACAGUUUAUUUUUCACCAGGUCCUGGUUUCAUUGCAUCACAAGUUUGAAUAUAAUUUCAGCAUCAAGUAUUUCUGUUUUUCAGUGAGUAAAAUGGAUCUACAUGGUUUUAUACUUGGAUCUGGUUCAUCUCUAAAUGUAUUCUUUUACUUUAAGGAAAUAAAAAGUGUUGAAAUACA
Messenger RNA from Xyrichtys novacula (pearly razorfish), 22151 nucleotides. NCBI's taxonomy places the organism in Eukaryota, Metazoa, Chordata, Actinopteri, Labriformes, Labridae. The record is from the annotation of a GenBank genome assembly.